Messenger RNA from Mytilinidion resinicola, 1911 nucleotides. RefSeq lists its product as uncharacterized. Gene Ontology annotation, biological process: positive regulation of transcription by RNA polymerase II. The transcript is spliced from 3 exons. The record is from RefSeq and is a predicted model, not a curated record. The coding region runs from base 126 to 1733 and encodes 535 amino acids. Gene Ontology annotation, cellular component: nucleus. Lineage: Eukaryota; Fungi; Ascomycota; Dothideomycetes; Mytilinidiales; Mytilinidiaceae. Gene Ontology annotation, molecular function: zinc ion binding; DNA-binding transcription factor activity, RNA polymerase II-specific; transcription cis-regulatory region binding.
CUUUUCCAAAUUCCAUCUCCAAAUCCCAUGCGUUGAAUUGUACUGGCAUCAUCUGAUUAACUGGAGCCGAGAUAGCAUAGUGACUGGCAGGGCCGAGAGUGUUAUCGGACAACCUCAAAUUCAUCAUGCAACGUCGAUCGAGAACCGGCUGUAUUGACUGUCGGCGUGCAAAAGUGAAGUGUGACGAGGCUGUUCCUACCUGUGGUACUUGCGAACGACGUGGCAGACGAUGCCAAGGGUAUGCGUUUGACAGAAGGACGAGGAAUAUCAAAUGGAAGUCAAUCAUUACGGUUGACGAUCAACAGAAGCAUGAAAACAACAACGAAUCGAACAGGCAUCUAAAGAGGAAGAGAAGUGAAAGUGAUUCGAUCCAGUCCACUUCACCGCCAGAAGUAGAACAAAGUCCAAAUAGUCUCGCAGAACAGCCCGAAGAUGAUAGCCCGACAGAAGUUGUGACUCUACGUAUAAGCGACUGGGAGGUGGUGGAAGCGAAUCUACUGUCCACUACUGAUCUGUCUCCUUUUCCAAUAGGCGAUUGCUCUCCGGAAGAUAGGUUAGGUCUAUGUGCCUACUUCGAUCGCCACCCGCAUGAGCUAGUGAUUGGCUCAGAACCUGAGUUCGUGAAAGACAUGAAUAUGCAUUUUCUUUCCGUUUUCCAGCAGAAUCCCGAGGCCAUGAGGGAUGUACUUUGCGGGAUAGGCCAAGUCUAUCUGCACCGUAUGGGCCAGUCUUCAUCGCUUGUGCGAGCAUUGGAUAAGAGAGCAAAAACAUUAGCCAGAAUUAGGUCUAGGAACGAGAUUCCUCCGAACAUUGAAUUCGUUCUGGCGAUCAUCCUGGGUAUAUGUGGCUUAGAGCUCAUCGAUACCAACUACGGCCCUGGCGAUUUCUCCCUGCAAAUAUUGCAUAGCACCACUGCCGUGUUCGUCAAUCAAUAUCUUAGCACCGGGUCUAUUCUCAGCGCCACAUCUAAAUUCUUUCUUCGAGGGCUUGCCCGUCAAGAGAUGAUGAUUGCGAUUACUCAAAGGCGGCGUCCGUCCAUUGCUUGCUCACUGUGGCUGGACUCGGAAUGCUACAAUACUGCAGACCGCUUUAUGGGGUUUACGAUGACAAUUAUGCCCCUUUGGGAAGAAAUAUGUGGCCUGGCUGAAGACAUGAAACGGAAACUUGCACCUUGCUCUUUUGAACAUGACCUUGUUUUAUCGAGAGCUGAAGCGACAAUGACCACAUCUCAAACCCAGACUUCGUUGGAAACAGCGAUACUGCACUCCCGAGCGGCCGCGCUGCGAACUCGACUGGAAUCGUGGCAUCCCCCAUCCAUCCCUAACUUUUCCGGAAGCUCAUCCCAGAAAUUCUUCCGCCAUGCUGCUACUUAUCGAAGCGCCGGGCUGCUAUAUCUUCAUCGACUGCUUUACAUGCCUGGCCAGUCAGCACCAGCCGAUAAUAUUGCUCUCUCCCUUGCCUACGACAUCUUCGCUCAUUUGACUGGACCCUUUUCAUGGCUUCGCCUUUCCUUGCUACCCACCCUGAUUGCUGCAUGCGAGUUUAGGAGGGAUGAUGACAGAAAGAUGGCGUUGGGUCUUUUUGAAGGGAUGUACGGUAGCCGGAAUACUUUCACUACGGACACGACGAAGAGAUUUGUCGUGAAUAGGGUGUGGCCGUCAUUGGAUAGCGGAGAGGAAGUGUCGUGGAUGGAAUUAGCGGAUAGAUACCCUGGGGAAUGCGUACCAAUAUGAAUAUUUGAGUGUCUCGCUAUAUUGUAUAAUUAGCUCAUUCAGAUAGUUCGAGUUGGCCACGGCUGCGAGAAGUCCAAGUAGUUCUCGACAUCUCGUGAACUCACCACAGCAUUUUCACUCCAGUCCACUAAGUCUGCGGACUAAAUGCUAUCGAUAGCCUAAUUUUCUCCCAUUUAAG